AUGGCGCCUGAAACUGAUACCCAUCCUCCCCCAGACCUUUUAAAUCGUGUAAUUAAUGAGGCGAAUCCAAUGGGUGUUCUAAUUGUAGACGAGCCCCAGUCGACUCAAAACACGUUCGAAUUACGGCCUAUAACUCGCCAAAGACGAAUCACAAUUCUCAUCUCAAGCUUUUUGACAAUAUGUAUCACGAUUGGUCUCAAUCAAUCUUAUGGUGUGUUUCAGAGUUACUAUAUCUCCGAAACCCAAACCAUGCUUCCCAAGUCAACUCGUAACGAAGGCGCCUUGGUGGCUUUCGUGGGAACGCUCGGGUCUGGUCUGACAUGGGCGGGUAGUGUUGUGGUAAAUCCUAUGAUGGCAAGACUAGGUAUGAAGGGUUCCAAACAUAUCUGUAUGAUGGGAGUUGCUUUCAUGAGCCUAGGCUUUGGACUGGCUAGUGUCUGGCAACUCUUAUUGACACAAGGCUUGUUAUAUGGCAUCGGUUCAUCGUUUCUCUACUAUCCAAUUCUCAGCACAGCACCCGAGUAUUUUACCACUCAUCGUGGCUCAGCUAUGGGAUUUAUCCUAUCGGGUGCAGGUAUCGGCGGGCUCGUUUUCUCUCCUUUGAUACGCUUUCUUCUGACAUCAAUUGGACCAAGAUGGACGCUCCGUUUACUUUCUUUCCUCGUGCUGAUAAUCGCUUUGCCGAUCGCCGCCACUGCAGCUCCAUCACGAUUCAUAGGAAGGAGAAAAACUCACGUCGAUCUCAAAUUGGCCAUAAAGCCUGCGUUUAUCUUUAGCGUUGGAGCUGGCUUCCUACAAGCGGGAGGCAACGGACUACCGCUCACAUUUCUGGCUGAGUACUCUGUGGCUUUAGGCUACACGUCUGCUUUUGGGGCCACGUUGCUAGCUGUUUCAAACGGUAUUAAUUCUAUUAGUCGAGUUAUGACGGGAUUUGCUGGCGAUAGGUUCGGGAGACAGAAUACUCUAAUUCUGACAGUCAUUUUGUGCGUUAUAUCGGUGUUAGGAUUUUGGCUAGGGAGCACUACUGCAAAUGGUAACAAAGCACUGUGGCUACUUUUUGUAGUUUUUUAUGGAGUUGCAGGUGGUGGUUAUAAUGCUCUAUUUCCAACAACUGUGGCGGAAGUGUUUGGACUCCAGGCCUACGCUAGCGUGAAUGGGUUCAUCUAUUUUGUUCGAGGCCUCGGAACCAUGCUUGGUAGUCCAGUUGGUGGCAAAAUUCUGGGGGAGAGCAAGUUAGGAAACUAUCGUUCGGUGAUCUUGUUUGAUGCUGCGCUUUUGUCUGGCGCUACAUUCUGCGUUAUUGCAGUGCGAUUUUUUGAUUCUGUGGAAAAGAGAUCUUGGAAGUGGAUAGCUUAA
Messenger RNA from Botrytis fragariae, 1356 nucleotides. RefSeq names its product putative monocarboxylate transporter protein. Gene Ontology annotation, cellular component: fungal-type vacuole membrane. Gene Ontology annotation, molecular function: transmembrane transporter activity. Bases 1 to 1356 code for a protein of 451 amino acids. The transcript is spliced from 3 exons. NCBI's taxonomy places the organism in Eukaryota, Fungi, Ascomycota, Leotiomycetes, Helotiales, Sclerotiniaceae. Gene Ontology annotation, biological process: transmembrane transport. The record is from RefSeq and is a predicted model, not a curated record.